AUGAGAUGUUCAGCGGGCGUCACAACACGUUCUACAGCACAGGAGCCGCGCGAUUGGGAACCAGCCAACCUUAGCGCGCUUUUGACCCCCGCCUCGGACACUGCUGCCAUACCACUAUCGCCAGACGAGGAGAUUGACUUUUGGGAUAAUAAUGAUGCGUGUACGGCAACGACCAACAUAUUCUCGGAUAGUGAGAUUGCCCAUGGAGUCAACCCCCUCUUAUCUACAGACGAUUUGGGAGCUGGUGCCACCGUCCAAAUCUUACCACAUGCGCGCAGCACAGUCGUGGAAGCCACGCUUUCUUCCGUGGCCCACGACGUCUUCCACAACCUCGGUACGCUACGUCUAGAAUCUAGGGCACUCGAUGGAUCGAUCCAGUACCCGGAAGUGUAUGCGCGAAUCUCCCAGGUAUCACAGGCGUUUGUACAGUUACUCAAGGACGUUGAAUAUGGACAUGCCCCAUUUCUCGAUCUCAAGGAACGUACUUACGCUGAAGUGGAAGAUGCUGACAUAAUAUGCACCAUGUCCUGUUUCCUAAAGCUAUUGACAGGCUAUGAACGAAUCUUUACCUUUUGGCUCGACUUGAUGACCAGCUCCCUCGAAGACGCAGCCCUGAAAGCGACUUUUCGCCACACGAUCACCCACUCAUUACCGACUGUAUCAAUCGGCUCAUUUGUUGCUCCGCCCUGCUAUCUCUCACAGCUUCGCCUCGUUUUGGAUGUUGCCGGCUGCAUGUACGAUGAAUUCCAGAAUAGUCUCAAGCGCUUUGCGAAGGCGCUUGACGAACGUAAUCGAGCAACGUCGAUGGAGCGCAUCUCUUACAUGUCGGACACGACUACAGGGUUGGUGGUAAGCCGCGAAAGAUCGGUCGCUUUGACGAAGCAGAAGGUGCUGGAAUGUUCACGAGAUGAGGGUCUGAAGAAGCGCAUUGAUAUGACGCUUGCACCUAUCUAG
This is a messenger RNA of Alternaria atra, 954 nucleotides long. RefSeq lists its product as uncharacterized. Bases 1 to 954 code for a protein of 317 amino acids. The record is from RefSeq and is a predicted model, not a curated record. The transcript has 2 exons. Lineage: Eukaryota; Fungi; Ascomycota; Dothideomycetes; Pleosporales; Pleosporaceae.